AUGGAUAUUCACUGCAAAGCAGACCCCUUCUCCGCCAUGCACCGUGAGUCUCAUACAGGGCAUGGCGGAGUGAACCAGCUGGGCGGUGUUUUCGUGAACGGCAGGCCGCUACCGGAUGUCGUGCGCCAGAGAAUCGUGGAGCUCGCGCACCAGGGGGUGAGACCAUGCGACAUAUCACGACAACUGAGGGUCAGUCACGGAUGCGUCAGCAAGAUCCUGGGCAGGUACUAUGAAACUGGCAGUAUAAAGCCCGGAGUGAUCGGUGGCUCCAAGCCAAAGGUGGCGACUCCAAAAGUGGUGGAUAAAAUAGCGGACUAUAAGAGACACAACCCCACCAUGUUUGCGUGGGAGAUCCGGGACCGGCUGCUGGCAGAGGGCAUCUGUGACAACGAUACGGUGCCCAGUGUCUCCUCCAUCAACAGGAUUAUUCGCACUAAAGUUCAACAACAAUACCAUCCUUCUCCUGACGGAACGUCUCUCACGACACCAGGACACACUAUAGUCCCCAGCACAGCAUCUCCUCCAGUAUCAAGUGGAUCCAGUGAUCCAGUGGGUUCAUACUCUAUCAAUGGCAUUCUGGGCAUCCCUCGCUCCAAUGGAGAGAAGAGGAAAAGAGAUGAUGAUGGUUCAGAGGGCUCAGGGCAGAACAGUGACUCCCAGGGCAGUGUGGAGAGCCUGAGGAAACACCUACGCGCAGAUGCCUUUACCCAACAACAGCUGGAGGCCUUGGAUCGAGUGUUUGAGCGACCAGCCUACCCUGACGUCUUCCCCAGCACAGAUCACAUCAAACCAGAGCAGACUAGUGAGUAUGCCCUUCCUGCACUGAACCCAGGACUGGAUGAGGUUAAACCCAGCCUGUCCUCCAGCAGCUCCUCAGACCUGGGUGCCAGCGUGUCCCAAAGCUACCCUGUAGGUAGAGAUAUGGCCAACACAACCUUACCUGGCUAUCCGCCUCAUGUCCCCCCUACAGGACAGGGCAGCUACCCAACAUCCACACUGGCUGGAAUGGUUCCUGGGAGUGAAUUUUCAGGGAAUCCCUACAGUCACCCACAGUAUACAGCAUACAAUGAGGCGUGGCGCUUCAGCAAUCCAGCCUUACUGAGUUCCCCUUAUUAUUAUAGUGCAUCCCGAGCCUCUGCGCCACCAGCUGCUGCCGCUGCUUACGACCGCCACUAG
Messenger RNA from Neoarius graeffei (lesser salmon catfish), 1176 nucleotides. It is a transcript of the gene pax2b, whose product is annotated as paired box 2b. The record is from RefSeq and is a predicted model, not a curated record. The coding region runs from base 1 to 1176 and encodes 391 amino acids. NCBI's taxonomy places the organism in Eukaryota, Metazoa, Chordata, Actinopteri, Siluriformes, Ariidae. The transcript is spliced from 10 exons. Gene Ontology annotation, biological process: anatomical structure development; regulation of transcription by RNA polymerase II. Gene Ontology annotation, molecular function: RNA polymerase II cis-regulatory region sequence-specific DNA binding; DNA-binding transcription factor activity, RNA polymerase II-specific.